Messenger RNA from Malassezia sympodialis ATCC 42132, 2718 nucleotides. It is a transcript of the gene FOX2, whose product is annotated as bifunctional hydroxyacyl-CoA dehydrogenase/enoyl-CoA hydratase FOX2. The record is from RefSeq and is a predicted model, not a curated record. Lineage: Eukaryota; Fungi; Basidiomycota; Malasseziomycetes; Malasseziales; Malasseziaceae. Gene Ontology annotation, molecular function: oxidoreductase activity.
AUGGCGGAUUUCCCUGCUACGGAGAACGGCAAGAUCUCGUUCAAGAACCGCGUGGUGGUUGUUACCGGUGCUGGUGGUGGCCUGGGUAAGACGUAUGCACUGUUCUUCGCGUCGCGCGGCGCCAAGGUGCUGGUCAACGACCUGGGUAAGACGCCUGAGGGCAAGCCGGCGGCCGAUCUCGUGGUCGAGGAGAUCACCAAGAACGGCGGCGAGGCGAUCGCCAACUACGACUCGAAUACGGCCGGCGCGAAGAUCAUCCAGCAGGUGAUCGACAAGUGGGGCCGCGUCGAUGUGCUCAUCAACAAUGCGGGCAUCCUGCGCGACCGCUCGUUCAAGUCGAUGUCCGACAAGGAGUUCGACCAGGUGCUGGCCGUCCACGUGCACGGCUCGUUCGCCUGCGCUCACGCUGCGUGGCCGUACAUGCGCAAGCAGAAGUUUGGCCGUAUCAUCAACACGUCGUCGGCGGCCGGCCUGUACGGCAACUUUGGCCAGGCCAACUACUCGGCGGCCAAGAUGGCGCUCGUUGCGUUCAGCAAGACGCUCGGUAUUGAGGGCGAGAAGUACAACAUCCUCGCGAACUCGAUCGCGCCGGUGGCGGCCUCGAAGAUGACCGAGACGGUCAUGCCGCCCGAGAUGCUCGAGAACCUCAAGCCCGACUACGUGGUGCCGAUCGUCGCGUUCCUGUGCUCGGCGCAGAACGAGAACGUCAACGGCGAGGUGUUCGAGAUGGGCGCUGGCUUCUACGCCAUGCUGCGCCGCGAGCGCUCGCGCGGCCAUGUGUUCCGCACGGACGCGAGCUUCACCCCCGAGGCGGUGCGCGAGCAGAUGGACGCGAUCCUCGACUUUGACGAGUCGCCCGAGUACCCCAAGCGCAUCACCGACGCCAACCUGGUCGAGCUGCUUGAGCGCGCCAAGGAGGCGCCGGAGAACAAGCAGGGCGACGGCAAGAUCCCCUACGACGGUCAGACGGUGCUGAUUACCGGUGCCGGUGCGGGUCUGGGCCGUGCGUACGCGCUGCUGUUCGCUAAGCUCGGCGCGAACGUCGUGGUGAACGACAUGAGCGAGAAGAACGCGCUUGCCGUCGUCGACGAGAUCAAGAACGCCGGCGGCAAGGCGGCGCCGAGCAUCGGCUCGGUCGAGGACGGCGACAAGCUCGUCAAGGACGCACUCGAUGCGUUCGGCGGCCUGCACACGAUCGUGAACAACGCUGGUGUGCUGCGCGACAAGUCGUUCGCUGGCGCGAGCGAGCAGGACUGGCACCUCGUGCUCAACGUGCACCUGCGCGGCACCUACAAGGUGUGCAAGGCGGCGUGGCCCAUCUUCCUGAAGCAAAAGUACGGCCGCAUCAUCAACACGACGUCGGCGGUCGGCAUCUACGGCAACUUUGGCCAGGCCAACUACUCGACGGCCAAGUCGGGUAUCCUGGGUCUCACGCAGACGCUCGCUGUCGAGGGUGAGAAGUACAACAUCCUGGCGAACACGAUUGCGCCGAAUGCCGGCACGGCCAUGACUGCGACCAUCUGGCCGCAGGAGAUGGUCGACGCGUUCAAGCCCGACUUUGUUGCGCCGCUUGUCGCAUACCUGGGAAGCGAGGCGUGUGAGGUCACGAAGGGCCUGUUCGAGGUGUCCGGUGGCUGGAUCGCGGCCGUGCGCUGGGAACGCGCGGGCGGCUGCGCCUUCGCGACGGGCAAGCCUGUGACGCCCGAGAUGGUCCAGAAGAAGUGGGCCCGGAUCACCGACUUUGACCCGGAGCGUGCCAGCUGGCCGUCGGCGCCGAGCGAGUCGCUGGGCGACAUGGUCUCCAACUUCGGCAACACGGAGGACGAGGAGGAGGAGGAGACGGGCGACUUUAUCGACCCCGAGGACACGGACGAGAUCAAGGCUGCGAAGCAGGCGCAGUACGAGGCGACGCCGUUCGAGUACACGGACCGCGACGUGAUUCUGUACAACCUCGGUGUCGGCGCCACGGAGAAGGACCUGGACCUCGUGUACGAGCAGGCGGAGAACUUCCAGGCGGUGCCGACGUUUGGCGUGAUCCCGCCGUUCGCCGCGGGCAGCAGCAUCUCGUUCGACUCGUUCCUGCCGAACUUCUCGCCGAUGAUGCUCCUGCAUGGCGAGCAGUACCUUGCGAUCAAGGGCCCGAUUCCCACGGAGGCCAAGCUCGAGAGCAGGCCGCGCGUCAUUGAGGUGCUCGACAAGGGCAAGGCGGCGGCCGUCACGACGCUGACGACGACCGUGAACGCGUCGACGGGCGAGCCGGUGUUCGAGAACCAGAUGACCUGCUUCAUCCGUGGCUCGGGCGGCUUCGGCGGCAAGAAGACGGGCUCGGACCGCGGUGCGGCGACGGCGGCGAACAAGCCGCCGUCGCGCCCCGCCGACAAGGUCGUGCGCGAGAAGACCGACGAGGCGCAGGCCGCGCUGUACCGCCUGAGUGGCGACUACAACCCGCUGCACAUUGACCCGAACUUUGCGGCGGUCGGCGGCUUCGACAAGCCGAUCCUGCACGGCCUGUGCUCGUUCGGUAUUGCGGGCAAGCACGUCUUCCGUGCGUUCGGCCCGUACAAGGACAUCAAGGCGCGCUUCACCGGCCACGUGUUCCCCGGCGAGACGCUCGAGACGUCCAUGUGGAAGGAGGGCAACAAGGUCAUCUUUGUGACCAAGGUCGUAGAGCGCAACACGCAGGCGCUCGGCGCCGCGGCGGUGACGCUCGACAACUAA